AUGUCCGAUCCUAAAACCAAAACCGCCUCAGUUAAGCCCAAGCUAGUUGACGCGGCUUGUCAUGUAGAACCAGAAUCUGCUCCUUUUGCCGAUGGAGCUCCAAAGAAAGGAACAGGCUCAGCAAAGCAUGAGGUACCUGUGAACCCAACUAAGCAAAAAGUACAUGUUGACCCAAUCAGGAAAGAUAAACCUGUUGACCAAACUAAACCAGAAGAACUGGUUGACCCAAUCAAUCCAGAUGAGUCUGUUGAACAGACUGAACCAGAAGAACUGGUUGACCCAAUCAAACCAGAGGAACCUGUUGACCAAACUAAACCAGACGAACUGGUUGACCCAAUCAAUUCAGAUGAAUCUAUUGAACAGACUGAACCAGAAGAACUAGUUGACCCAACCAAGACAGAUGAAACUGUUGAACAGACUAAGCCAGAAGAAAUUAUUGACCCAAUCAAUCCAGAUGAAUCUGUUGAACAGACUGAACCAGAAGAAAUUAUUGACCCAAUCAAUCCAGAUGAAUCUGUUGAACAGACUGAACCAGAGGAACCUGUUGACCAAACUAAACCAGAGGAACCUGUUGAUCCAAUCAAUCCAGAUGAAUCUGUUGAACAGAAUGAACCAGAGAAACUUGUUGGCCCAAACGAUUCAGAUGAAUGCGAUGACCAAACCGAACCAGAUGAGCUUGCUGACCCAAUCAAUACAACUGAACCUGCGAACUCAGCUAAUCUAGGCGAGCCUACAGACACUGUACCAAGACUAGAAGAUAAAUGGACUCAAGUGUCCCUAUCUGAUGUCUCCAGCACCUCAUCCACUGCUUGUAUGAAAACUUCCAAAAGGCGACAGAGUGAUAGCAAAAUUAAGGAUGGCUGGAAGAAAUUCGAUAGAGGCAUCCGCUCGUUUUUCUGUUGCGACCCCUCAUCGACUGAUAAUCGAAGAUUUUGUUAA
Rodentolepis nana is the source of this 939-nucleotide messenger RNA. NCBI's taxonomy places the organism in Eukaryota, Metazoa, Platyhelminthes, Cestoda, Cyclophyllidea, Hymenolepididae. The record is from the annotation of a GenBank genome assembly.